CUUUCGAAUAGUGCUCGCGAGCAUUACUAGGCAGAUACCUACAUGGCCUAGGAUGCAGACCUACUGUUUCAAGGAAUAAUAAGAAUUGAAGAUGGCUGAAUAUCACAUAGUGAAAAAAGAUGACGAUGACGAUCCGGGUGAGCCACAGAUUAUCGUUGAUCCGGGGACCUCGAAAGUAUCUCGUUCAAACGGCAAGCAUCCUGAAGGCGAUGAUGUGUUCGUUUUAAUAGGAAAUGAGGUUGGAGAUGAUGUAGCCGACCAUGGCCAUCCACAGGACAGCCAAAUUCUGCUGGACAUGGACGACCCUGCCAUGAACAACCCGAAAACGAAAUGCGAUCGGAUCCGUUUCCGGAUAGGAUCGGUAAUGGAACAUGUAUACUUCCGGAUCGGCACAAUUCUUCUCAUCCUGGUGGAUAUCGGCGUAGUAAUUGCCGAUUUACUCACUCCGGACACUGUCCACUACCACUUGGCCUUUGAGAUCGUUUCCAGGACCAUCAUUAGCUACUUCGUCUUGGAGAUAAUUCUCAGGAUGUUCUACAAAGGCAACAAAUUCUUCAUGCACUGGGCCGACAUGCUGGACAUGCUGGUAGUGUUCGCUACAUUUAUCAUCGAUUUGGCCUUCAGCGACUACGCAAGACUUGGAGUUGCCGGACGCUUUCUACGGAUCAUCCGGAUAGCACGAGGUAUCUACAUUAUGUCCUCAGAGUACAGACAUUUUCAGCAGGCCACGCGUCGUAUGGUGUCACAAAACAAACGACGCUACCGCAAGCAGGGAUUCGACCUCGACCUUUGUUACAUAACAGAACGGGUCAUAGCUAUGUCGUUCCCUUCAUCAGGCGUUCGUGCCAUGUACAGAAACCCAAUCGGUUCGGAACAUAUGAAACAAUUAGUAGCUGUUGCUAAAUUCCUCGACACCAAGCAUACAGAUCACUAUCGCGUCUACGAUCUCUGCAGCGAGCUCAAUUAUGAUCGGUCUAUAUUUCACAAGCAAGUCCGCAAGGUGAAAAUUGAUGAUCAUAACGUUCCGAGAUUAAAGGACAUGAUGGCGUUUUGUCUUGAUGUUAGAGAGUGGCUUGCUGCCGAUGACAAAAACGUGAUAGCGGUGCAUUGUAAAGGCGGAAAGGGCCGAACCGGAACUAUGAUCUGUACCUGGCUCAUUCACACGGAACUGUUCAACGAAGCACAGCAAAGUCUCAAAUACUUUGGAAAGAGGAGGACCGAUUUAAAUGCAGGAAGUACCUUCCAGGGCGUGGAAACGCCUAGUCAGUGCCGGUAUGUAGAGUAUUACGAGAAGGUGAAGUGGGAGCUAGAUUGGACCAUACCUCCAGUCCGGCACUUAAAAAUAAAGACAGUCAACAUAACCUCCAUCAAAGGUGUGGGUAAAGGUGAUGGGUCUGAUCUGUCCAUGGAAGUGUACGUACCAUCUUCUGGGGCAGUGUUCAAAUGCAGUUUACACAAUAACAACAAAUGCACAUACUCCCACAAUAAGACCGAAGAUAGAAUCACUAUUACCAUAGGCGACGAGGGUCCUGUUUUGGAGAACGAUGUAAAAGUUAGAUUUAAAUCAUCGUCGAAAAAGCUGCCUCGAGUUUACGACAACUGCGCUUUCUUUUUCUGGUUUUAUACAUCAUUCAUCACAGACAACAGGUUGUACUUACCCAGAGACUUCAUCGACAACCCACACAAAAGAAGAGCGCAGAGAGUUUAUAGAGACACUUUUAGUGUAGAAUUGCUGUUUGAAGACGCGACCAGCCAAGAUACCGAUACUGAUGGGCAGCAGUGACGGACACAAUGUUUAACUGGAUACAAAUAACGUUCCACUGAAGCUCCGAAAAUACAUAGUCAACGUUUGCCAGCUUAAUAGACUGGUGGCAAUCACGAAGAUGAAUUGGUUUUAAGAGUAUUACAAAGUUUCUUUAACGUGUAUUGGAAAAGCGGAAAAACGAAGAUUAUUCUUCCUUAGGUAACAAAAGGCAUAGUCAUGUUCGACAGAGAAACUUUGUAACUGAUUGCUGGCUGACACCAUUGAAUGGCUCACUGAUACAGAAAGGUCGGUAUGUGAUGUAAAGAACAGGGAGUUGACAGCUUUUCUGUAAUAUUUCUGGUCUUGUUUUAGUAUAGGAACAGGGAAUUGACAGCUUGUCUGUGAUAUUUCUGGUCUUGUUUUAGUAUAGGAACAGGGAGUUGACAGCUUGUCUGUGAUAUUUCUGGUCUUGUUUUAGUAUAGGAACAGGGAGUUGACAGCUUGUCUGUAAUAUUUCUGGUCUUGUUUAAGCGUAUUGCUCUUUUCACUAGCCUUCAAAUUUCAAAUGGACAAAACGUGAAAUGGAGUCUUUACCGGGUUCUCGUACUUCGAGGUUCAAUUUUAACUUAUGAGUGUAUUGAUGUUGUGGCGUCACAUUUUUAUUUAUUUAUGGUUUUUAUAACUGUUGGUGUUUGACACUUUGUGAUCAUUUGUAAAGCGAACUUCCUUUUAACCCCAACUCAGGAUGUGUUCAAUGUUUGUGUCUAAGGAUGUUUAUCUGACAAUUAUUGCGUGUUACGCAAAUGUCUCAAGAUAACUGAUUAACGAACUAGUGAUCAGUGUAUUUUUUUCAUCUAGGUCUUAUGUCCCGGCCCAUAUAGACAUGAUCAUAAUGUCCCGACCCAUAGAGACAUGAUCAAAAUGUCCCGACCCAUAGAGACAUGAUCAUAAUGUCCCGACCCACAAAGACAUGAUCAUAAUAUCCCGACCCAUAGAGACA
This is a messenger RNA of Mizuhopecten yessoensis (Yesso scallop), 2744 nucleotides long. RefSeq names its product phosphatidylinositol 3,4,5-trisphosphate 3-phosphatase TPTE2-like. The transcript has 16 exons. Gene Ontology annotation, molecular function: phosphatidylinositol-3,4,5-trisphosphate 3-phosphatase activity; protein tyrosine phosphatase activity. Gene Ontology annotation, biological process: protein dephosphorylation. Gene Ontology annotation, cellular component: cytosol. Lineage: Eukaryota; Metazoa; Mollusca; Bivalvia; Pectinida; Pectinidae. The coding region runs from base 92 to 1783 and encodes 563 amino acids. The record is from RefSeq and is a predicted model, not a curated record.